GAACGGCCGUCUCCUUGUCUGAGGAGGAGUUGUCGAAACGAAACGAAUCGGAGGCGAACCGAUCCCAAUCUCUCUCUUCUCCAUCUCCGUCAUGGCUGAGCCGCCGCCGCCGCCGCAUCAGCAGCCGCAGCCGUCUCCGGGGGCGGGCGGGCGCGAGGACAUGCUGGCGUGCGUGGCGGCGCUGGAGGUGGCGCUGCUGCCGUGCCUCCCCGCGCGCGAGCUCCAGGCCGUCGACCGCUCCCUCCAGUCCUCGCACCAGAUUGAUGUUGAGAGGCACGCCAGGGACUUCAUGGAGGCUGCCAAGAAGCUCCAGUCCUACUUGAUCAGCCUGCAGCGUGAGGACCAACCAACAGCAGAAGAUUUGCUUCGGAAGGAGAUUACUACAAUGGAGGAAGAACUGAAGAUCAAGUCUGAGCUUAUUGCCAAGAACAAGAAGCUGAUUGAAGGGUGGCAGAAAGAACUGAAGGAGCAGCUGGGGAAGCACGUAACUGAGCUCGAAAGAGUGUGAGUAGUGUGAUGCUGCAGUUUACCUUGCAAUGACCAUGAACUGUGUACAUUCAGUAGACCACCCAUUGUAACAUGUUUUUAGGGUGCUAACCGUCAGUUGGCUUUUGGUUCUCUGUUGUGGAAGACAGAAACAAAGCCCCCUUAUCGAUGUUUGAUGAUGCAUUUGCUUAUGGACUAUGCAGUUGUAUUAGGCAUGUUUUUUUGUCUUUGUGUGAAAGAUGCAUCAAUAAAACUGUGUUGAUUGUGUGCUAACACACACGAUGAA
Messenger RNA from Panicum virgatum (switchgrass), 772 nucleotides. Its product is annotated as mediator of RNA polymerase II transcription subunit 28-like. Bases 92 to 508 code for a protein of 138 amino acids. Gene Ontology annotation, biological process: regulation of DNA-templated transcription. The record is from RefSeq and is a predicted model, not a curated record. Gene Ontology annotation, cellular component: mediator complex. The transcript is spliced from 3 exons. Lineage: Eukaryota; Viridiplantae; Streptophyta; Magnoliopsida; Poales; Poaceae.